Spirodela intermedia is the source of this 1833-nucleotide messenger RNA. Lineage: Eukaryota; Viridiplantae; Streptophyta; Magnoliopsida; Alismatales; Araceae. The record is from the annotation of a GenBank genome assembly.
AUGGCGGUCGCCUUGUCCGAGCUCCUCCGUCCUCUCGGGCUCCCUCGCCGCCGCCGGAGAAUCUCCCCGCCGCCGUGUUCCGCCCGCGGAGCCCUUCACUCCUGCGCCGGCGCCGGUGGGAAGCGCAACCUUAGGAGAGGAGAUCGCUCUGGUUUUAGGGUUUCUCUGCGGACCAGAGCAUCGCCGCCGUCGCCGACGCCGGUUUCCCCCGAUCUGAAGGAGACUCGCUUCGGGAGGGUGCUCAGCCGGUCCUGCAAGGCAGGCAAGUACGACGAGGCGCUCUACUUCCUGGAAUACCUGGUGAGCAGGGGCGGCAAGCCUGAGGUGGUCCUCUGCACGAAGCUCAUCAAGGGCUUCUUCAACCUCCGCAACGUCGGCAAGGCGGUGCGGGUGAUGAGCCUCCUGGAGGCUCACGGGGAGCCCGACGUCUACUCCUACAACGCGCUCAUCAGCGGAUUCUGCAAGGCGGACCUCAUCGACUCCGCCGUCGAGGCCCUCGACCGGAUGCGGCGGCGCCGCCUCUCGCCGGACGUCGUCACGUACAACAUCAUCAUCGGCAGCCUCUGCAGCAAGGGGAAGCUCGACCUCGCCCGCGAGGUCCUCUUGCGGCUCCGGGAGGAGGACGAGGAGGAGGGGGAGGAGGAGGACGACCACCACCACCACCGCCGUCGCCGCCCGACGGUGGUCACCUACACCAUCCUCAUCGAGGCGACGAUCAGGGAGGCCGGCGUUGACCCCGCCAUGGAGCUCCUCGAGGAGAUGGCCGCCGAGGGGCUGAAGCCAGACGGCCACACCUAUAAUGUGAUCAUCCGGGGGAUCUGCAAGGAAGGGCUAGUCGACAGAGCUCGAGACUUCGUGCGCAGUCUCCCCGAUCGGGGCUUCGAGCCCGAUGCCGUCUCCUACAACAUCCUGCUCAGGGGGAUGCUGAACCAGAAGCGGUGGGGCAACGCAGAGGAGCUGCUGAGGGAGAUGACGAUCUCCAGGGGCCUGAAGCCGAAUGUGGUCACCUACAGCAUCCUCAUCAACGCUCUCUGCCAGGAGGGCAUGGCCGACCGAGCUCUCGAGGCUCUGAAGGAGAUGAUGCGACAAGGCCUGAAACCGGACACCUACAGCUACGACCCACUGAUCGCUGCCUUCUGCAGGGAAGGGAGGCUGAGCGCCGCCAUUGAUUUCAUGGAGUUCAUGGUGGCCAACGGCUGCCUCCCGGACAUCAUCAACUUCAACACCGUCCUGUCGGCGCUCUGCAAGAAGGGGAGUCCGGACCAGGCGGCGGCGAUCUUGGAGAAGCUCAGGGAGACGGGUUGCUGCUCCCCCAACGCGAGCUCCUACAACGUCGUCAUCGGCGGCCUCUGGAGCGGCGGCGACAGAGCGGGGGCCCUUGCCAUGGUGACGGGGAUGAUGGAGAACGGGGUGGAGCCCGACGAGGUCACCUUCAAUGUCCUCAUCUCCUGCCUGUGCAGGGACGGGAUGGCGGAGGAGGCGGCGGGGUUCAUGAGGGAGAUGAAGAACAGCGGCGGCUUCAAGCCCACCUCCAUCACCUACAACACCGUGCUGUUAGGGUUCUGCAAGGCGCACAGGAUCGACAUGGCGAUCGACAUUUUUGCAGAGAUGGUGGAGGCGGGUUGCCGGCCGAACGAGUCCACCUACGUGAUUCUGGUCGAGGGCAUCGCCUACGCCGGCCGGAGAGCGGAAGCCAUGGAGUUGGCGAGCGAGCUCGCUGCCAGGAAGGUCAUUACAGAUGAAUCCCUCAAGCGAUUUAGCAGGACCAUCCAUGGCGGGCAGGCGGCGGCGGCUGCGGUUCCUCCUCCUCCUCCUCUGGGUGAUGGGAAGUAG